AUGAGGUUCAGAACAAGGGAACUCGACUUGGUAAGGGCCAUCGAUGAGACCUUCCUUCGAAUUGCCGAGAUCGGACUGCGUGUCCUGGAAGGCGUUUGGUCGAUCAUCAUCAUAGGCUUCGUCGCCGCCGUCAUGAAUGGUCUCUCAAACGCAGAUGCCGACGUACCACGGAAAGCAACAGCGACAGUGGUAAUAGCCUCUAUCUGCACCGUCUACUCGGGCGUCACCAUCUUACCCAUGUUCUUCGGAGGGGCCUUGUUCUUCUCGCUUUCAUUGGUCUUCGAUAUCCUCUUUAUAGCCGCCUGGGCAACUUUGAUCGGUCUUUGGGAUAGCGAUGCCACGGACUCAUGCCGUCACUUCAAAACCAAGUACUUUGACGCCAAGCCUUCAAAAGGAUACUUCCAAACCGAUUGCGAGCUGGUCAAAGCCAUGUUUGCAUUCAUGAUCGUCAAUCUGGUGUCAUUUUUGGCAUCAGCAGUGAUCGCCUUCUGCCUGCGUUUGAUCGAGCUCGACAUUGCUAUGAGCUGGAGAAUCCCUCCACUGGUGGACAAGUUCGACAAGCGGGGAAGACAAGCUGUACACUGUAACUGCUGCAAGCACAACAAGAACAAUCCGUCACCGCCGCGGAGCUCUACCGCAGAGAGUACCGCGCCAUUGGUGUAA
Molecule: messenger RNA, 663 nt
Organism: Cladophialophora psammophila CBS 110553
Lineage: Eukaryota; Fungi; Ascomycota; Eurotiomycetes; Chaetothyriales; Herpotrichiellaceae
Exons: 2
Coding region: 1-663 (220 amino acids)
Source: RefSeq, a predicted model, not a curated record